Penicillium macrosclerotiorum is the source of this 510-nucleotide messenger RNA. Its product is annotated as putative NADH-ubiquinone oxidoreductase 178 kDa subunit. Lineage: Eukaryota; Fungi; Ascomycota; Eurotiomycetes; Eurotiales; Aspergillaceae. The record is from RefSeq and is a predicted model, not a curated record. The transcript has 3 exons. Bases 1 to 510 code for a protein of 169 amino acids. Gene Ontology annotation, cellular component: mitochondrion.
AUGUUUGCUGCCAGACGGUCUGCUGCUUCGACAAGGCAGCUGCUGCGCCAGCCGCCUCGUCGGUUUGGCUCGCACUCCGCCCACUCCGAGCCCGUAAACGAGGGCUUUGGCCGCAGCUUCUACGUCACCGUUGGCGCUUUCGCCUCCGCGUACCUCCUCUACCGCAUCAGCAAUGCCAGCCAGGAAUCUGGCUCGGAAUCUUUCAUCGCCGGCCUGAUCAACAAGUACUCGACCUCUCAGGAGUCUCUCGAGCAGCGCAAUGCCAUCCACACCGCUCUUCUGGAGAAGGCCGCUGAGGACCGCCACCUCCUCCAGUCCCAAGGACCCCGCGAGGCUUUCGAGCUGAAGCAGCCCGACAUGUUCAACGCUCGCCCCCCUUAUAACGUCUCUCCCGGAUCCCAGGCUGACCUGAGCGCCGUGGUUGCCCACUACGAGCGCCAGAAUAAGGACAUUGAAGCCGCUCGGGUCGCACGGAUGAAGGACGGCAAGGUCGUGUCUAUCUACGAGUAA